UUAGGAAAUUGGGAUACUUUGGAGGUUAAACCGAAGGAAAACGGCCUUGAUACAAGGCAAGAAUUGAUUAGAUUUUAUGAGAAAAACUAUUCGGCAAACAUUAUGCACCUUGUUGUAUAUGGAAAAGAGAGUCUUGAUGAAAUAAAAACUCUAGUCGAAAGUAAGUUUCAGGACAUCAGAAACAUUGGGCGGAACUACUUGCACUUUCCUGGUGAACCUUGCUCAUCUGAACAUCUGCAGAUCCUUGUAAAAGCAGUUCCGAUUAAAGAAGGCCACAUAUUGAGAAUUAUAUGGCCAAUUACUCCUGGUAUACGGCAUUACAAAGAAGGGCUUUCAAAAUAUAUCGGUCACCUUAUUGGGCAUGAAGGAGAGGGGUCCUUGUUUUAUAAUUUGAAAAAAAUGGGUUGGGCUAUGAGUUUGAGUGCUGGGGAAAUGGAUUGCAGUGUUGACUAUUCUUUCUUCUCUGUUACCAUUGAGCUCACUGAUUCUGGUCAUGAUCAUCAUGAAGAUAUCAUUGGAUUAUUGUUCAAAUAUAUUCACCUCUUACAGAAAGAUGGAGUUGCCAAAUGGAUUUUUGAUGAGUUGUACCCUUCAGAAGAUUGGCUUGUACAGUCAUCACUGCCUUCCAAGUUUUUUCCGAGUGCCAUAAAGGCGACGCUGGAUGAGCUAAGCCCAGAGACUGUUAGAAUAUUCUGGGAAUCCAAAUCAUUUGAAGGGUGUACUGAUUUAGUUGAGCCAUGGUACGGAACUAAAUAUUCUGUUCAGAAGUUACCUCCUUCCACCAUUCAGCAAUGGAUAGAGAAAGCUCCUAAAGAAGAUUUGCAUCUUCCAAUUCCCAACAUUUUCAUUGCAACUGAUCUUACAAUAAAGCAAGUUUCAGACAAAGUAAACAGCAUAUAUGAAUGUGUUCCAUAUCCAUAUCUUAUAAGGAAAUCUCCUUUCUCAAGAUUAUGGUACAAACCUGAUACUAUGUUCUUUACGCCUAAAGCAUAUAUAAAAAUAGAGUUCAAUUGCCCACUGUCAAACCAGUCACCUGAAGCAGCAGUCCUUACUGAUAUGCUUACACGAUUGUUGAUGGAUUAUUUGAAUGAAUAUGCCUAUUAUGCUGCGGUGGCUGGUCUUUAUUACUCGAUACAUAGCUCAAAUUAUGGAUUUCAGGUUACAGUAUUUGGUUAUAAUCACAAAAUGCAAAGUCUGUUAGAAACUGUUAUUGAUAAAAUCAAGAACUUUGAGGUGAAGGCUGACCGGUUUUCUGUAAUCAAGGUAUUUGUUUUUUUUUUUGGGCAGAUGACUUUCAUAUGCUAGAUCUCGUGCCUCUCA
Messenger RNA from Dendrobium catenatum, 1320 nucleotides. RefSeq names its product insulin-degrading enzyme-like 1, peroxisomal. Gene Ontology annotation, cellular component: mitochondrion; cytosol. The record is from RefSeq and is a predicted model, not a curated record. Lineage: Eukaryota; Viridiplantae; Streptophyta; Magnoliopsida; Asparagales; Orchidaceae. The transcript is spliced from 11 exons. Gene Ontology annotation, molecular function: metalloendopeptidase activity; metal ion binding. Gene Ontology annotation, biological process: peptide catabolic process. The coding region runs from base 103 to 1305 and encodes 400 amino acids.